CUUGUGAAAAUUUUUAAUUCAGCUCCCAAUAUAUAUAUAUAUAUAUAUAUAUAUAAGUAUACAUAAAAGAAUAAAGCUAACUUUGUUUCUCUAUUGGCAAUGCAAAGCCUAAGAAGUUGGUCAAGUGACGUUGUGCACCUUGAUCUCACAUCACCACCUUCUUCCUCUUCCUCCAACACCACCCCCAUGAGCACCACCGCCACAAGUGGCGGCAGCAGUUGUCUCUCCAUCGACGAGGAGGAAUCGACGGAGACUCGAAUCCAAAGACUGAUAUCGGAGCACCCCGUCAUCAUCUUCAGCCGAUCAUCAUGUUGCAUGUGUCACGUCAUGAAAAAGCUCUUGGUCACCAUCGGGGUUCAUCCUACCGUCAUCGAACUCGAUGACCGUGAGAUGGCUUCCCUCCCUCCUCCUCCUCCUCCGUCGUCAUCUCCAACUCACGGUGGCAUCCCCUCCAUGAACCACCCUUCCCCCGCCGUGUUUAUCGGUGGAACCUGCAUCGGUGGCCUUGAAUCCCUCGUGGCUCUUCACCUCAGUGGUCACCUCGUUUCAAAGCUCGUUGAAGUUGGUGCUCUCUGGGUAUGAUAUAUAUAUAUAUAUAUAUAAACAUUAUAUUAUAUAUAGCUUUAAAAAUCAUGUAAUGAUCAAGCUUUCCAUUUUUAAUGCUUCUUCAAA
Molecule: messenger RNA, 672 nt
Organism: Gossypium raimondii (Peruvian cotton)
Lineage: Eukaryota; Viridiplantae; Streptophyta; Magnoliopsida; Malvales; Malvaceae
Product: glutaredoxin-C6
Exons: 1
Coding region: 100-582 (160 amino acids)
Source: RefSeq, a predicted model, not a curated record